UAGCAAACCAAACCAAACCAAACAGAACAGUAAAAACUCUCAGUAGCCGUCUUCUAUCUCGAUUCCUUCCCAAGGGUUAGGGUUUAUCCUUGCCCCCAAAAAAUGGACCCAACCAAGAAGCGCAAGCUCGACGAGAACGGCGUCGUUUUGGACACCGACCCCUCCAUCCCCAAGCUCGAUCGCGAAGACGCCCGGAAAAUCAUCGAGCGAUUCACCCCGGAUCAGCUCAUCGACGUCCUCCUCGACGCCAUCUCCCGCCACUCCGACGUCCUCGACGCCGUCCGAUUGAUCGCCGAUCCCGACACCGCCCAGCGCAAGCUCUUCAUCCGCGGCCUCGGCUGGGACACCACCACCGAGGGCCUCCGCAGCCUCUUCUCCGCCUACGGCGAGCUCGAGGAAGCCAUCGUCAUUCUCGACAAGAACACCGGCAAGAGCAAAGGCUACGGCUUCGUCACCUUCAAGCACGUCGACGCCGCCUACCUCGCCCUCAAGGAGCCCAGCAAGAAGAUCGACGGCCGCAUGACCGUCACGCAGCUCGCCGCCGCCGGCAACCAGGGCUCCACCACCGCCUCCGUCAACCCCGUCGACGUCUCGCUCCGGAAGAUCUACGUGGCCAAUGUGCCGUAUGAGAUGGCGGCGGAUAAGCUGCUGGCGCAUUUCGCACAGUACGGCGAGGUUGAGGAGGGGCCGCUAGGGUUUGACAAGCAGACCGGCAAGUGCAAAGGCUAUGCUUUGUUUGUGUACAAGUCUCCGGAGGGUGCGCAGAAGGCGCUGGUUGAUCCCAUCAAGAACAUUGAGGGGAGGCAGUUGAAUUGUAAGUUUGCUAGCGAUGGGAAGAAGCCCAAGAUGGGCGGCGGCGGUGCCGACGGUGGCGCCGGGCAGGGGUCGGUGGGUGGACCGAAUGCCCAUGGAGAUGGGAUGGGGAUGGCUCCGCCGUCGUCGAUGCCUGGGCAGUAUGGCGGGCCCGGUGGGUUUGGGUAUGGGGGGUUUUCGGGUGGCCAACCUCCGUUGGGGCAUCAUCCUCUGGGUGGACCUGUGGGAAAUCAGGGGCCGGGGAGUGGUGGGUAUGGUUCUGGGCUGGGUGGUGCUUAUAAUUACGGUGGGCCCGGUUCUACAGGAUAUGGUUUGGGUGGUGCUGGUGGGUUGGGUGGAGUUGGUGGUGGUGGAGCUCCUGGUAGCGGCACUGGUGGUACUGGGUCGUCUUUGUAUGGAUUGCCACCGAGCUCAGGUGGGUUGCCUUCUGCUAGGUAUCCUGAGGGUGGACCUUAUGGCCUGUCAGCAUUUCAGAAUCAACACCACCAGCCAGGUACAUCACCCUUGCCAAGGGUUCCUCCCGGGGGAAUGUAUCCCAAUGCACCGUAUUACUGAGGUGUAUGACCGCUUGUUGGGAGCUGAUGCUUUAUGUGGUUCUGGUGAUUUGCGUGAUUGCAGAGUAUAUGCUCUCGUUUGAUGAUUGUAUUAGCUGUGCUUUUAUCGCCACUUCCUCUGUGCAUCUGCACCUUUUAAGAUGUAGUUCAUUUCUGAGUAAUGGUAGCCAGCGUGACUAAAUUAGAUUAGUUUGUAUUCUGUCAGGAACUGAAGUGUUGCUUGCUUUUUUAUUUUAAUUUUAUGAAGUAUAGUUUUAUUUCAUAUAAUUAUAAGUUUAUAUUUUCUUUUACUAUGAGAAAAUAUGUAUGGUGGUGGUUGCUCUGAUAUUGUACUCGAAGAUUCUGUUAUUUUUGAUGUGGCUUUAUUUGUAUGGAGGAUUUCAAGCUGGUUGCUUCUGGGUUUAA
Rosa rugosa (rugosa rose) is the source of this 1772-nucleotide messenger RNA. Its product is annotated as UBP1-associated protein 2C. The transcript is spliced from 2 exons. Bases 103 to 1368 code for a protein of 421 amino acids. The record is from RefSeq and is a predicted model, not a curated record. Gene Ontology annotation, molecular function: RNA binding. NCBI's taxonomy places the organism in Eukaryota, Viridiplantae, Streptophyta, Magnoliopsida, Rosales, Rosaceae.